GUGAAAAAGGUGUCCCUGCACCUCAUCCAGACGGUCAAGUACGGCAAGCCGUUUGUGCCCGAGUCCAGCACGCUGCAGAACUGCGCCGGCUGCACGAAAAGGGUGACCGAGCUGGCCCACUGGGACAUCCUGUCGAAGAAGACGGCGUUUGCAAAGGGCUCCUCCCACUCGUGCCCCUUCAGCCACGUGAUACCGGGCUCGAUCCCGCCCACCACCAUUCUCUCGAACUUCAACACGUCCAUCAAGUACGAGUUGAUCUGCCUCGCCACGUUCGUGGACCCGAAGACGGGCAAGGACCAGCUCAUCAACUUGGCCCAGCCCAUCAAGAUCUCCCGGUCCAUCUUGCGGGAGCAGGACCGCAACUCCACGAGAAUCUUCCCCCCCACAGACGUCACCUCCACCGCCGUCAUCCCCAACGUUGUGUACCCUCGGUCGUCCUUCCCCGUGGAGAUCAGAAUGGACCAUGUGUCCACUCCGAAGCGCCGCUGGCGCAUGCGUAAGCUGAACUGGAGGUUGGAAGAGUGCGUUUGCGUCAGAGCCAACCACUGCGACUCGCAUAACGAGAAGUUCUCCUCCGUCUACCAAACAAUGAAGAAACAGAAGAAGUCCGUCAAGCCCAGCAAAAACAGCGGAGGCCUAGGACACGCCAACGUCAACUACUACUUCGAAACACCAAAGUCUCGACUCAACAACAACAACAGCAGCAUCGCCUCCUCAAAUAGAACCAACGAGAGAGACCCUGCAAACCCUCCCACCGAUGACUUAUUUCCGUCAACUUCUGGCUCGAACCACGGCUCCCAACCGCUAGCACCUUCUGCCUCCAACUGGUCGGUCCCUGCGUCUCCAAUAAGCUCCAACCUGGGCUCUUCGAAUACAUUGGACCAGAAACAAACGGAAGGCAUUUUUGUUGAGGAGAUACGAACCAUCUCAGCGGGGGAAUUGAAAUCCGGCUGGAAAUCAGACUUCUCUGGUUGUGGACGAAUCGAGUUGGUGGUGGAGGUUUCCUUGAUGAACCUUAUUUCAAUGGGGAUAAAUAAUACUAUCGCUUACAAGGGUUCGAUCAACUCGCAAACCUGUAACCUCACCUUCAACGAGCUUUACGAAGACGCUAACUCUGGCUGCAACUGUUCAAUAGAUGUUGACGACCCGGAGUUGGGGAUAUCUGUCACCCAUAACUUGAUUCUGGAAUUGGUCGUUGCCGAAGAGAUGAUGCAGAGCACCAUGGCUUCUGCAAACCAGUCGGCAAAGGCCCGCCAGCACCAACAGCAAACUCAUGGUCACCAGGAAGAUUUCCCUGAUGACCGAGUAGGCCCAGAGUAUGCCACGGGGAAUAAGACAGAUGUAAGCAACCACAUGCAAGGUAUCCCCACCGGUGUGGCACGUGUCUUGCGGAUGCAGUUCAAAGUUAUACUUUCUGAGAGGUCAGGACUAGGUGUAGCAUGGGACGAUGAAGUCCCUCCAACCUACCACGCAGUUGGUGCCUUGAGUCCUCCAACGUAUGACGAUUCAGCCAGCAAUGUCACCUCUCCU
This is a messenger RNA of Pichia membranifaciens NRRL Y-2026, 1530 nucleotides long. RefSeq lists its product as hypothetical. The annotation marks the transcript as partial. The record is from RefSeq and is a predicted model, not a curated record. NCBI's taxonomy places the organism in Eukaryota, Fungi, Ascomycota, Pichiomycetes, Pichiales, Pichiaceae. The transcript is spliced from 3 exons.